AUGAGUGAUGAUCACCAACAACAUCCGUACUCAAAGCCAUCGUUACUACAAUACGAAUCUCCACGAUUAAUCAUAAAUCAUGAGAUAUCCAGUGCAGAUCAUAAAAAGAUUUGCCGAGCAACACUUUCACCUUGUCUUUCGCCUGUGUCAUUCUAUGACAAGAAUUUAAAUCUUUUCGAUCCGUACUCAGAUCGUUGUCGACCGGCGGAUAUUCUUGAUUUUCUUUUACCACCGAUCGAAACGAACAACAAAACCAAUCAUAAAUACAUUAUCUGCGUAUCGCGUCAUCCAGCUACUAAAGCCGAUGUUUACAAUCUAGAAAAACAUCUCAAUCAACGUUUGAAACAAACCCAAGCUCGAGAAAUCGGUCUGUGCAACCAUCGUCGUAGGAUCUAUGAUGAGUGCUUCGAUGAACUUAUCCGGCAAGUAACGAUCGAAUGCAGCGAGCGUGGAAUAUUACUAUCACGUGUUCGAAAUACCUAUCGUCAAUUGAUGAAAUCGUAUUUGAACAACUAUUUGAGUGCAAAUGCUUAUGCUAUGCGUACACUUCUUCUUAAUCAACAAGAAAAAAUGAAAUUCACUGAUAAAAUGGAUCAUUUACAGUAUGAAAUCGAACAAGUAAAAAAACAGUUGAUGAAUGCUGAAGAUUAUCAUGAAAACGUUUUGAAACUCUACUCCCGGAUGAAAUCAACGAACGAAUACCGAUAUCGAACAAGAAAUACAGUCAUUCCACUCGAAUUACAACAACUACGAACGACACAUCAGUCAUUAAAACAUGACCUAGAAAAUGUUCUAUUAAAAAAACUGAAUCGUCCGAUACCAGACCGAACCGACAAACAUAAUGAAGACGAACUUGAAAACACUCUUAUCGAAGCUCAUCAUUAA
Messenger RNA from Adineta ricciae, 885 nucleotides. The record is from the annotation of a GenBank genome assembly. Lineage: Eukaryota; Metazoa; Rotifera; Eurotatoria; Adinetida; Adinetidae.